Messenger RNA from Solenopsis invicta (red fire ant), 1662 nucleotides. RefSeq lists its product as uncharacterized. Bases 1 to 1662 code for a protein of 553 amino acids. The record is from RefSeq and is a predicted model, not a curated record. NCBI's taxonomy places the organism in Eukaryota, Metazoa, Arthropoda, Insecta, Hymenoptera, Formicidae. Gene Ontology annotation, molecular function: zinc ion binding; nucleic acid binding. The transcript is spliced from 3 exons.
AUGGCGGCUGUUGCUGCAGUCAUGACGGAAAGUCUCGGGAUGCUGGCCAAGUUGGUCAAGAGGUCCCGUAAUAUCCAGGGUCCUAUCAGGAAGGACUUUUGGAAUGCAUAUACGGACCUCACGGCUGGCUUGACCGCCAUCCUAACCAGGCAGGAAGAGAGCCCUGAGGCACACGCGCACAGGGAAAAAAGUGCGGCCUUGGCUAAGGCUAAGGCCAAAUGGGCCGCCGAAAAAAGGAGACUUGAGGCCGAGAUGGGGCAAAUGCGAGUCCGCAUUGCCCUACUCAAGAAGGCCUCCUCGACGCAAGCCCCCAAUGAGUGCGGUACGGAUGCCAAGGUCCAAACAGACCUGGACCUCGACGAUACCGUACUGGACGCUCUGACGGGGGGGGGGCCAUCAACUGGGGCCAUUGAAAUCGGACAUGGUGGUGGAAGGGCCUCCUGUCGAGGAGCCCCUCGGCCACGCCGAGACCGCCCGGCGCAGAGGAAGGCCGGUAGUGGUCUCUAUGGAGACUCUGAAGGAGCCAUAUUUCCGCCGCUCAAGGGGGUUCGAAAGCAGAUGAACCCCCUGUCAAACGCGGUGGACGCCAAGAAGAGGACCGCCAAAGCCUCCAACGAGGCGACCAAGGCGAUCCCCGCUAUGGGUAGGCCGAUAAGGGUUCUCCCAGUUCCCCCCCCCCCAAAGAAUGCCACUACCCAGACAUCCUCGACGUCUUCGAGGAAGAAGAAGAGGAAGGGAGGGCGUGGUGGAGGUCAGGGGGGACUCGCGGAACAGCUACGGGGCGGAGCUAGCUUCCAAGGGUUGGCCAGAGUGGCCAAAAUCAAGCCGCCGACCGCCGCCGUGGUCACCUGGGCCGACCCGGGAGCGUACGCGCAGGUCCUCAAGACCGCAAGGGAGAAGGUUGACCGCUCCACCCUCAGGAUUGAGGACCUGCGCCCCCGCAGAGCUGUUACGGGUGCCCUGAUACUCGAGGUCAGGGGCGUUGUUAACGGCACUAAGGCCGAUGCCUUGGCCGAGGGUAUCAGGGCGGCCCUGUCAUCAAGUGAUGAUGUCAAGGUAGCUCGACCGUGCAAGACGGUUGAGCUACGCUUGACUGGCCUGGACGACUCGGUCACCCCUAGUGAGGUGGCCAAGGUCCUGAAAGCCAUCGGAGCUUGCUCUCCCCACGACAUCAAAGUGGGAGAGAUCCGCAUGGCUCCCAACGGGCUGGGCACCUGCUGGGUGCGCUGCCCCGCGAAGGCGGGCAAGGCAGUCUUGGCCGCCCCCCGAGUAAGGGUGGGCUGGUCGAGCUGCCGCGUGGCACUGCUCCCCUCGCGGGGACUACAGUGCCACAGAUGUGGAGGCAUUGGCCACUUGGCCAAUGCGUGUAAGGAAAAGGAUGGCUGCCCGGUCUGCAAAGACGCGGGCAAGUCCGCCGACCAUCGGAUCGGCGCAAAAGGGUGCCUAGCCAAUAAGGCCCAAAAAGCACCUCCGAGCGCCGGGGGCCGCCAAGAGGCGGGGUCGACAGCAACGCCGACCUUGACCCAGGCUGCGGCCCCCCCUGAGGCAGAGGCUCCUCUCCCGCAAAGGGAGAGGAGAACAAAUAACCAAGAGGACGCGCCCAGGUGCGUAGAGAUGAGGGAGGUGGAGGAGCCUCGGAAGCAAGAAAACAAUGCCCCGUAG